Molecule: messenger RNA, 1383 nt
Organism: Penicillium manginii
Lineage: Eukaryota; Fungi; Ascomycota; Eurotiomycetes; Eurotiales; Aspergillaceae
Exons: 4
Coding region: 1-1383 (460 amino acids)
Biological process (GO): transmembrane transport
Molecular function (GO): transmembrane transporter activity
Source: RefSeq, a predicted model, not a curated record
AUGAGUACCGAUCACGCGAGGCAUGUUAUGCCCAUGGGCUACAAUUGGCGUUCCUCCAAGGCUUUUGUACUCGGAACCAUUUCAAUCGCGUUGUUUGCUGAAACAUUUCUAUAUGGCUUCCUAGUACCUUUCCUCAGCGACAUGCUUCAAGAUCGCCUGAACGUCCCGCCUUCUCAAGCUCAGAAGGUGACGUCUUCCGUUCUUGCUAUUCACGGUGCACUCUCCGCGAUAUUCGGCCCUAUUAUUGGACACUACAGCGAUCAGAAUCCUGGUCGGAAACUUCCAUUACUGAUAUCUCUUGGUGUCUGCAUCGUUGGCACCUGUAUGGUUGCAGUUGCUCGUUCGGUCCUUGUACUAUUGCUAGGCCGCGCAAUGCAAAGUAUCGCGGGAUCUGCUGUUUGGAUCGUCGGCUUCGCGACAGUCGCAGACAAUAUAAGCUCAAAUAAUAUGGGUUCGGCGAUGGGACUAGUGAUGUCGUUUGCGAACUCGGGAACGAUUAGUGGACCUGCAAUCUCGGGCUUGUUGUACGAGCUUGUUGGUUACUGGGCGCUGUGGUCAAUUCCGUUACUGGUUCUGGUCAUAGACCUUGUUGCACGCAUCCUUAUGAUUGAUUGUCCGUCCGAAAUCACAUCUGAUAACAGAUAUGCGUCAGGGUUAGAUACGCCGCUGCUAUUACGGGAGAAUCCAGCCUCAUCCAGUGCAUGGGGCAUCUGGCGCUCGCUGCUAUGCGACGGCCGUAUUCUCAUAUGUUUGCUCAUCACAUUCUCAAGCAUCAGUGUGACUACGAGCUUUUAUACGACUCUUCCUUCACACAUUGAGGAGAGAUUUAACUGGGGCCCAAGCUCUGCUGGACUUCUGUUUGCCAGUCUUGCUCUCCCGGGUAUCCUGCUCGGCCCUCUCGCUGGUUGGGUCCGUGAUAGGAUUGGGGCACGAUAUCCAGCGGUAAUCGGCUCAAUUCUUCAAGCCUUAUUCCUGGGCCUUUCAGGAGUCGCGGGGAGUACUGGAUUCUUCAGGUCCAGCUCCCAGAGUGGCGAUAAAGGAAUUUACUCAGCUUCCAUCAUUUCCAUUGGCAUAUUGCGGCCGUUUGUGUCUGGUAUCGCACCCGCUGAAUUGACUGCUGCUGCCAAAAAAUUUCAGAAAGAGAACAUGGUUUCUCUGGGGCGUGAAGGUGGCAUAUCACGCGUAAUCGCUAUGAUGGACGUGGCUGCAUCCCUCGGAAUGCUUCUUGGACCAAUACUAGGCGGUUCGCUUAUGGAAUAUUUUGGUUACGAGUAUAUGUGCUUCACGUGGAGUCUUCUUUAUCUCAUACUUGCUAUGCUUGGAAUAGGUCUUCUGGGUCAUAAGGAAACAGAUGACGGGCCCCACUCCGAAGAAUCCGCCUGA